Messenger RNA from Phialemonium atrogriseum, 2772 nucleotides. RefSeq names its product chloride channel. Gene Ontology annotation, cellular component: Golgi apparatus; plasma membrane; fungal-type vacuole. The record is from RefSeq and is a predicted model, not a curated record. The transcript has 5 exons. Bases 208 to 2709 code for a protein of 833 amino acids. Gene Ontology annotation, biological process: transmembrane transport; chloride transport; intracellular copper ion homeostasis. Gene Ontology annotation, molecular function: voltage-gated chloride channel activity. Lineage: Eukaryota; Fungi; Ascomycota; Sordariomycetes; Cephalothecales; Cephalothecaceae.
AGCUCGCUAUGUGCACUAUGAUAACCAUCAGCCUUGCAUUGGGACUCGGCUCUGCGAUUGACGACAACCAGCCUCGAGCCAGGCUGAACAGAGCAACAGCAAUUCCGAAUCCAGCAUUCAGAUCUAGAGGUUCUCGACCCCCGAUCUGGUCCCUCCAUAUCCUUGCCAAAUGUUUGGAAUCGCGGACAUGAUGCCGACGAUUGUGCCAUGAAUUCCCGAUCAACAUCAUUCCAGGCGCCAAAUACGCAUCCAGCUCGACGACCAUCUGUAGGAUCUCGCUUGUCCUUUGCGGUAUCGUCCGCAGAGAGGGGAGAGAGUCAGAAUGGGUCUGGCAUUGCGGCGGAGCACCAGAUAGAGGAGGAGAUUGCGGAGAUUAAGAGAUAUGAGGAUUUCACGACAAUAGACUGGGUGCAAGACGCGGCUAGAGAGCAGUUGAGGAAAGCGAGACGGAGGCGCAACGCCGGCCACUUCGACCGAGCCGCCCGCUUUGACUGGAGAUACAGGCUGUGGAAGUCUUACGACGCUGCGCAAGGAUGGCUCGUCAUCACGCUUAUAGGUGCGGCUAUUGGCCUGAAUGCGGCCUUCCUCAACAUCAUCACGGAAUGGCUCUCCGACAUCAAGCUCGGAUACUGCACAACAGGUUUCUACCUCAACGAGGACUUCUGCUGCUGGGGGGAGGACAAUGGUUGCGCGGACUGGCAUCGGUGGACACGUGUUGAGCCUGUGAACUACAUCAUCUACAUCGUAUUUGCAGCUCUGUUUGCCUUUACGUCUGCAACUUUGGUCAAGUCAUAUGCCCCUUACGCGGCUGGGUCGGGCAUUUCCGAGAUCAAGUGCAUCAUUGCAGGGUUCGUCAUGAAGGGCUUUCUCGGCCUGUGGACGCUGAUCAUCAAGUCCGUCGCCCUUCCCCUGGCGAUCGCAUCCGGAAUUUCUGUCGGAAAGGAGGGCCCCAGUGUGCACUAUGCCGUGUGCACCGGAAAUGUCAUUUCGAAACUCUUUGAGAAGUACAGGCGGAACGCUUCCAAGACCCGCGAGAUUCUCAGCGCCUGUGCUGCUGCCGGCGUCGCAGUGGCCUUCGGAAGCCCCAUUGGGGGUGUCCUAUUCUCCCUUGAGGAGAUGUCUAGCCACUUCCCGCUCAAGACCAUGUGGCGCACCUACUUCUGCGCCCUUGUCGCGACGGCUGUUCUGUCAGCCAUGAAUCCUUUCCGGACUGGUCAGUUGGUCAUGUUCCAGGUCAAAUACGAUCGGUCCUGGCACUUCUUCGAGGUCGUCUUCUACAUCUUUAUCGGCAUAUUCGGUGGCCUUUACGGGGCCUUCGUUAUUAAGUGGAAUCUGCGAGCGCAAGCUUUCCGAAAGAAGUAUCUCGCCAACUACGCCAUUCUCGAAGCCACCCUGCUGACAGUGGCGACCGGGAUCAUCUGUUACCCGAACGCCUUCUUGCGCAUCGAUAUGACGGAGAGCAUGAAGAUCCUAUUCUUGGAGUGCGAGGGGGCAGAAGAUUAUCACGGGCUAUGCGAAGCUGAACACCGGCUGAGUAACAUUCUGUCCCUGUUCCUGGCAACGAUCAUCCGGAUCUUCUUCGUCAUCAUAUCUUAUGGCUGCAAAGUUCCGGCUGGCAUAUUCGUCCCUUCCAUGGCAAUUGGCGCAACAUUCGGACGAACGGUUGGAAUCAUCGUGCAGGCCAUCCGCGAUGCCUAUCCGCAGAGUGUCUUUUUCUCGUCUUGCGAGCCAGAUGUGCCGUGCAUCACACCAGGCACAUAUGCCUUCCUUGGUGCCGCCGCUGCUCUCAGUGGCAUCAUGCACAUCACAAUCUCGGUUGUCGUCAUUAUGUUCGAGCUAACCGGGGCUCUUACCUAUAUUCUCCCGACCAUGAUUGUGGUCGGCGUAACGAAGGCUGUUGGUGAGUUGUUUGGCAAAGGGGGUAUUGCGGAUCGGAUGAUUUGGUUCAGUGGAUUCCCCUUCUUGGACAACAAAGAGGGCCACAACUUCGGUGUCCCGGUCUCUCAGGUCAUGACUACAGAUGUUGCCUCGAUACCAACAACCGGCAUGACUCUGAGAGCCGUCGAGCGCCUCCUUCGCCAUGACAAGUACCAAGGCUUCCCCAUCGUCGAAAACGACAACUCCAAGAUCCUAGUCGGUUACAUCGGACGCACGGAACUUCGAUAUGCUAUCGAUCGAGCCAAGCGCGAGAGGUCCCUGGAUCCGCUUGCCAGAUGCACAUUCUCACCUCCUGCCCCGAAUACGGUGACACCGAUGGCUGCGACGGCGAGCCUGGACCCCAUGUCAUCCACGUCUGUUGACUUCAGCCGUUACGUGGAUUCCGCGCCCGUCACCGUCCACCCACGCCUCCCACUCGAGACUGUGAUGGAGCUGUUCCGCAAGAUCGGACCCCGCGUCAUCCUCAUCGAGUACCACGGCCACCUCACCGGCUUGGUCACGGUGAAGGACUGCCUCAAGUACCAGUUCAAGGUGGAGGCGGCCGAGCACCCACGCGACGAUCACCACGCCGUGGAGGGCGACGAGAAGCUGUGGAACCUCAUCAAGUCCGCGGCUGGCUGGCUGUCCGACAAGGUCUCCAACGUGUCCGGGGGCAGGAUACGGCUGCGUGACUCGUUCGACGGCGGGAGAGGCGGUGGUGGUUCCGGGCAGAUCUUGGACGGCACGGAGGAACUGGCCGAUGACGAGGGGGUGGAGCUGGAGGCUAGGUAGUUGAUUUUUGGCGUUUCUUGGAUCAGUUAGAUAUGAAUAUAAUUCUAGUCAUUUGUUCUCGUC